Ceutorhynchus assimilis (cabbage seed weevil) is the source of this 1793-nucleotide messenger RNA. The record is from the annotation of a GenBank genome assembly. Lineage: Eukaryota; Metazoa; Arthropoda; Insecta; Coleoptera; Curculionidae.
CAAAAAUAUUCAACAAAACGUCUUUUUAUCAUUUUUUUUUGGGAAAAAUUUAAUGGGACAAUAAAAAAAUUGAUGAACUUUCAACUAUAGAGAAUGUUGCGGAGCAUCUAUAGCCUCAUUCACAGAAUAUUCGACACCUCCGAAAAGAAGUACAAUAACACAAAAUCUCGUGCCGUUAUUUUCUGCUACACAAACUCUAUUGACGAUUCAGUUAAAAUGAAUAUGGAACUUAACGGGAAACAGCGCAAAAUUGCCAGAAAACCUUUGCAACACCACAAACCGCUCCAAAUUCAACCGAACACUGAGAAAACUUUCAAAAUUGAAACCAAUUCGGGUAAUGUCAUAUGCAAACACCAAAAGGAUAUUAAUAUAAUUCCUAUGGCCGGCAAAGACAAGGAAACUAGCUUGAGACGAUUGAGUUUUACCAAUAAUGAAGCAGAUGAAUUGAAGAACGUUGCCAAAGAAAGACCGAAAAGUGAAGGCCAUGGCGAUAUAAACGCAGAUGUACAGCCAAAUGCCAAACAGUUAAUUGAAAAAUACCCUGAAAAGCGUUUAGAAUUGGUUCCACCAGGCAAAGACCAAUUUACUUAUCUUAUGGAGCAAAUUACAAAAAUGAAAACUGGUUUGGAACGUCUUCAGGAAAUCGCUGUUCAGUUUAAUUGCUCCCAACGCUUUAAUGAAGAUAUUAAUUAUCUUAUCAAGAAUAUCCGACCUCAUUUGGAAAACCAAGCCAGGAAGAAAAAAGAAUGAUAUUCCACCAAAUGUAAACUAAAAUAUAUAUGAAUUUCUCAAAAAAAUCUCAGUGAUCAAUGUCCCCUUCUAAAUUCUCUAUUUUGGCCUAUAGUAUCCAAAGAAACUUGUAUAGUGACAAAUAAAACUACAUUUAUUUUUUUAUAGAUAAUACUAUUUUUUAUAUUUGUAGUGAUAACAAAACACAAAAAAAAAAAAUACAUAAAAAAAACUUUAAAGUCGCUAAAAAAUUUAGGAAAUAAUUUAACAAAGGUAAAAAGGAAAAAAAUCUAAAAAGAUUGAAUCAACAUAUUAUUUUCCUUCAAUUGAAGCAACUUUUAACAAAUGAAAAUUUCCAUAAAAUAUUCGAAAAAAAAAAAAUUAAAAAAUAAUGGAAACUUUGCCUAAGAGAGAAACAAUAAACAAUGAUAUAUUUACUUAAAAGAAAAAAUACACCUAUCAAGUCUAGUAUAAAUUAUUAUUACAUUAUUGGUAUCUUCUAAAAUACAUUUAUAAUUCUAAUAUUUUCACAGAUUUUUUUUAGAUUAUUGAACGAAAAUUAUUCGUUCUUUAGUUGUGUUAAUUUCUAUACAAAAUAUGUGUGUUGUUGAAUGUAUGGUUCCAUCAAAAAUCCAUAAUUAAGGAUUUUGUGAAAUUUGGGUUGGAAUUAUUCUUAGAAAAAAAACUUUUUUUUUCAAUAAUCACCCUGUGUAUCUUACCGCGUCUUUUUUAUUACAUCAUAAAAAAUUAUUUCAAACUAGGUAGGUGAAAUUUUUCUUGUUUCAAAGUUACACACACAUCAAAAAAACUAUCAAAAUGUCUAUUCCUAAUCUCCUAAUAUAUUACAAUCAAUGCGACAAUUGUAGUAAGACGGUGCAUACAAAAUACUUUUUUCGCCCUGUAACAGUUACUAAAUUAAAGUAAUAUUAAAAAUAAAGUGAACCGAAAAUCCAUCAUUUCCAAAUCAGUCUCUAAAAUGUGUUUUUUUAGAAAGUCUUUUCUUCCGUUUUUUCUGCGUCAGAAGAGAGAGCUUCUAUUAGUGCUUCUACACAGUUUUUGGGAAU